Bipolaris oryzae ATCC 44560 is the source of this 2541-nucleotide messenger RNA. RefSeq lists its product as uncharacterized. The transcript is spliced from 5 exons. Gene Ontology annotation, molecular function: protein binding. The coding region runs from base 1 to 2541 and encodes 846 amino acids. The record is from RefSeq and is a predicted model, not a curated record. Lineage: Eukaryota; Fungi; Ascomycota; Dothideomycetes; Pleosporales; Pleosporaceae.
AUGUCUGGAGCUCUGGGAACGGCUUUGUUACUGAAACCCGAGAUACGACUCGCUCAGGCUGUCUCCGAGUUCGAGGCGGACCUCACAACCGAACAGAAAGCCACAUUCCGCACACUCAAGUCGCAGUCACAUUCCACCAGACCUGACCCAAGUGAUGUCAUGCGACUGACAGCCGAGAUGGACCGCUCUAUAUCGACUAAAUACAGCAGUCGAUGUUUUGGGCCUCGCUUCACCAACUUCCUUCAGGGUGUCCAGCAGUUUGCUGCACUCGGAGACGUGGUGGUUGGAGGGUCGCAAAACUUGAUAGCAUGUAGUGUGUGGUCGCUGGUGCGCAUGUCUUUACUGUCCAUCAUAUGUUUGUCAUCCUACAUUGACAAGCUAUCCUCGCUAUUCAUGGCCAUUGGUCGCGCUGCGCCGCGUUAUCAAGCAAUGGCCUUGUUGUAUCCUCGAUCCAAGAAGCUUCAAUCACACCUUGCAGAGUACUUCAUCUUGGUAGUCAAGCUGUGUCAUUAUUUAUUUAAGUAUGAGCAAAAGCCCUCCGUCUGGCAGUUCACAUCCUCACUAAACGAUACGCACCUAAAAACGAUCCAAUCAGACCUUGAUAAGUGGGCAAACUCUAUUAAAGAAGAGGUGCAUUUGAUUGAAGCUCAAGAGAAUUCUAGGUUUAGGGCCUUCACUCUGGAAACGCUCAAAUCUGGCGCACUUCAGCGAAUACAGGAAACCAAAAUGCGAAUACUUAACUUCUGCUCCAAAUACGACCACGAAACAGCAUGGAAACAGACUAGAAAACUUGGCAACUCAUCGUUCCACACGCAAAACGCAGAGUAUCAAGAAUGGAAAACUAGCCUGCUUCCUGGAACACUAAUGUUCACAGGCAAGCUAGGCUCAGGCAAAUCUGUGCUACCGGCCAACAUUGUGGACGAUCUUAAUCUCUCCACUGGAAAUGAUCGGCCUAUUGUAGCGUAUUUUUUCUGCAAAUAUGAUGUCUCGGAAAGCUUGCAGGCACAGACAAUUAUUGGCUCAUUGGUACGACAGCUGUUGUCUUCUAUAUCGGACCUCGGGGUACUCACGAACCGUUGCAAAGAUACUCAGAACAGAGGAGGAGAUGUGGAGGAGCUUCUUGAGUCUCUGUUUCAAGGUUUUACUUCGCACCAGAAAGUAUAUCUUGUCAUUGAUGGUCUUGACGAAUGCAACUUGGCCCAAAAUGAGAUACUGGUACAAGCGGUCCGGAAGAUUCAAGACACACUCAAAGUCUACGUAUGUGCUUCUAUUCGAGAAGAAGCAGACAUUAGUUUGCAAUCAAUAACCAGAGAACUUCACCGCAUACGCGUCAUCUCGUUACCGGACGAUAAUCCGGAUAUUGAGACUUUCAUUGAAACGGAACUAGAGCGUUGUCUUAUCCAAGGAACAAUGACGAUCGGUGAUCCAACUUUAAUACUAGAAAUUCAAGAUGCUCUUUUAUUAGGCUCUCAAGGAAUGUUUCUCUGGGUCGCUCUCCAGAUACGGACUUUGUGCGGAUUGAAAACCGAUUAUGCCAUGCGAGAAGCACUAGCGAACCUACCUAAGGAUCUUUCAGAGACAUUCUCAAGAAUCUUACAAGAUUCAGGACGUUUGGAUCCAUCUCUUCAAGCAAAAACCCUGCAAGUUGUCCUUGCAGCUUGUCGGCCUUUGACAACGAGUGAACUGCGCGAGGCUUUAAGCGUUAUUACUGGAGAUGCAACCUUGGAUCCGUCUAGAAUCUUACACGAUGUAUACUCAGCACUGGCUUGUUGCGGGUGUCUUCUCGAUGUUGAUGAGGAAGAGCUCACAGUCCGCGUUGUCCAUCACAGCGUCAAGCAAUUCACGCUCAAAGAUGCGAAAAGAACCAUGGCAAAUAUUGUUGUGACCUAUCUAAAUUAUGGUGUCUUCGGGACUGAGCUAUCAAGGACAAAAGUUCUCCCGAUCAUGGCCCAAUCAGCACCGUCCAAGAUCUUACAAGCCACCAUGGACUCUUCUAGCAGUACACGCCGCUUGGCUAUAAGGUUUCUCAAAUCAAGGAGGCAACCUACAUUUGAUAUGAGCAAAAUGAUUACAGAGUCGCUCAAUGCAUCUCGCUCCGAGGACAAUAGCUCGUUCAGAUUUUACGAAUAUGCAAACGAUUAUUGGCUGGAGCAUUUGAGCCAUGUAUCAGGACACGAUUCUGCCAUAUUCAGACUUUCUUCAAAGUUAAUUCAUAGUCGCGAAUCCGCACUCAGCAUCUCGAACGCUGAUCAGUGGGCCUUCACGGUCCAUGCUUGCAAUUAUAAGAACGAUAAGAUUCUGAGACUAUUGUUGCAGCUUGGAAAGAUUACUGAUGUUCACGCGAGAGAUAACAAAGAAUCUACAACACUCAUACAAGCAGCAUCAAGGGAAUACAGAGAUAUAGUUGGAACACUUCUCUACCUUGGAGCUCAUCCUGAUAUAAGAAAUAUUAUAGGACGUACAGCUCUCAUGCGUGCGGCAGAACUGGGAUUGAGGGAUACAGUAGAAAUGCUGCUUGACAUUGGCAAAGCUGAUUUCUGA